AUGCACCUCCCGUCCCCGCACGAGGUGGAGUCGCCGGCGCGCGGGGACGUCGGCCGGGGAGGCGGCUCGCCGCCCAUGGAGGCGGCGGCUCGCGAGACAGCGCCCGACUUCUUCGCCGGCCUGCACGAGGCGCUGCAGGAGUACCACGGCGAGCUGGUGCAGACGGGCAGCCCCGCCGUGCUGUGCUCGGCGCUGCCCACGCACUGGCGCUCCAACAAGUCGCUGCCCGUGGCCUUCAAGGUCGUGGCGCUGGACGACAUCCUGGACGGCACGCUGGUCACCGUCAAGGCCGGCAACGACGAGAACUACUGCGGCGAGCUGCGCAACUGCACGGCCGUCAUGAAGAACCAGGUGGCCAAGUUCAACGACCUGCGCUUCGUCGGCCGCUCCGGCAGGGGCAAGAGCUUCUCGCUGACCAUCGUGAUCAGCUCGAGCCCGCACCAGGUGGCCACCUACAACAAGGCCAUCAAGGUCACCGUCGACGGUCCCCGGGAGCCGCGCACCAAGUCCAACUUCCACUACCUGCCGGGGCAGCACCCGGGGUUCGGCCCGUUCGCCGUGUUCCCGGCCGCGCAGUGGCUGGACUCUGCCUACAUGGCGGCCUACCAGUGGCCCGAGUACUUCCGCCGCCCGGAGCUGUGCAAGCUGUCGCCGCCCGCCUGCUCGUCCGUCGUCAAGGGCGUGUCGCCUCUGCUGGCCUCGCCCAUGGACUUCUACAUGCACCACCACGCCAGCGCCGCCGCCCUGGGUCCGGCCGGCGCCUUCCCGCCCUCGGCGCUGCCGCCCCCGGCCUACCUGCCCACCCUGCUCGGCUACCCGCCGCCCCCGCCGCCCCCCGCCGCCGGCGACAAGCCGCCGCCGCCCUGCCCGCCGCUCGCCGCCGCCCCCUCCAGCGACGACGGCGGCGGCAGCGAGUCGGAGGACGCCGCCUCCGGGGGCGACGCCGUGGUGCGCUCCGCCUUCCAGCAGGUGCGGCCGUCGGCCAAGCCGGAGGCGGCGGCGGGGGUCGUUGCGACGUCGACGCCGCCCCCGGAGGCGGGCGCCGGGAGGACGUCGUCGCCGGGGGCCGUCACGAUACUGGCGUCGGCCCGCCCCGGAGCGCUGCCCGCCAGCAAGAGCGUCUGGAGGCCGUACUAG
Molecule: messenger RNA, 1137 nt
Organism: Bacillus rossius redtenbacheri
Lineage: Eukaryota; Metazoa; Arthropoda; Insecta; Phasmatodea; Bacillidae
Product: segmentation protein Runt-like
Exons: 4
Coding region: 1-1137 (378 amino acids)
Biological process (GO): regulation of DNA-templated transcription
Cellular component (GO): nucleus
Molecular function (GO): RNA polymerase II cis-regulatory region sequence-specific DNA binding; DNA-binding transcription factor activity, RNA polymerase II-specific; ATP binding
Source: RefSeq, a predicted model, not a curated record